AAAUAAUAUGUGGUGAGUGAGGUGGGAGAUCCUUGUACGCAGUUGACGGAGCUUCCGAUGGGCGGCUGGUGGAAGUUACCAUGGAACUUCCUCCCCUCUUUCCUCGUCCCUUCUCAAUUUCCAAUUAAUAAUUUCAGCAAAUAUUUCCUCUACGUUUCUUCAAUCAUCUUCUCUUUCAUCACCUCCUACCUAGGUUCAAACAGGUAGACAUUCAAUCAAACAAUGGCUGGUAUGCUUCCUGGUGUUGAAUGUGCUAGAAGAAGACGGAUCCAUCUAACGGGAGCCUUAUCUGAUUCACCAACCCCUCCUCCUUAUCGCUUCCCAAGGAAAUCCUCUUUUUGUUUGUAUACCACCAACCAGGAUACUCAUUCUUGUUUACAGCAAAGGAGCAUAUUAGAUGAAGCCUGUGAAGAUGAGGAGCUGGGAGGGAUAGCAAGAGAAGCUAAGAAAAGAUUAGAUGAGAGGUUGAGAUCACAGCCUAAGAGGCAAAAUAGCGAUGAAAAUGGGAUGAAAGGGGAGUUGCAGUCAAAGAAGAAGAUUGUGAGUUGGCCCAAACUGAGUUGGAAGAAGUGUUAAACUCAACUUGUUGAAUCAAAUUCCAAAGGUAUUCCAACAGGUUGUACAACUUUUCUUGAGUGUACCCAAGAUUACUCUACUGCUGCAACACCAGUUACUCAAUUAAGUCUCUCAUUUUGAUUGUUGGGUUAUGUUUUUAGAGAUAGUUUCAAUUAUAGAGUUUGGAAAUCUAUGAAUGGAUGUUGUAUUUUCUUUUUUGGCGUAAAUAUGAUAUGAAAUUAUCAAAUAUAUUAAUAUUUAAAUAUUAGUAUGAUACCUGUGGAUUAUCCCCAAA
This is a messenger RNA of Gossypium raimondii (Peruvian cotton), 850 nucleotides long. RefSeq lists its product as uncharacterized. The record is from RefSeq and is a predicted model, not a curated record. Bases 223 to 576 code for a protein of 117 amino acids. Lineage: Eukaryota; Viridiplantae; Streptophyta; Magnoliopsida; Malvales; Malvaceae. The transcript is spliced from 4 exons.